GCUCUCUUAUUUUCUUCUUCUUCUUCUUCUCCAACAUUUACUCAUCUCAAAUUUAACACAUUCGACGUAAAAGGGAAACUAUAGCUUAUCAUUAAAAAUUAAAAGAUGUAUAGAUCAUCGAGUACAACUCGAGUUUCAGACGAUUAUUUCAAUAGCUAUUAUUCUUCUUCGUCAAAUUCAUCACCCUCACAAAAGGUGUCUCCAGUACUAAGAGCUUUGUCUUUGGAAACUAAUGAAUUAUUACCAAUACAUGAACCACUUUCGGAUAUUGCUAAGAAGGAAAAAUCUCGUGCCAAAUUUGCAGAAAAUGCUGUUCAUGUUAUACCUUUGGUCUUGCUCUUGUGUGGAUUUAUCCUAUGGUUUUUAUCUAAUCCAGAUAUUGAUGCACCAUUGAAAGGUGAAGCAAUUGCUGGAAGAAUAGAAGGAUUAACACUUGAUGGAGAUCUUGAUCCUGAUGGCAUGCAUAUUUCAAAUUUACCUCUAGAAUUGAGUGAUGAUGAUAUGAUCAAGCAAGAUGAAAAUCGUCGAACAUCUUAUAUGGAAAAUAGAUUUCCAUAAAUGUCUUUUUAUAUUUUCUUUUUCACUUCUUUUCAUAUCGAAAUUCUCGCCAUUUAUGUUUUGAGGAUUGCUCUUGCCAAAAUAUAUUUGAGCGACGAAGUUAUUUGGGAUUUCAUUA
Molecule: messenger RNA, 676 nt
Organism: Nicotiana tabacum (common tobacco)
Lineage: Eukaryota; Viridiplantae; Streptophyta; Magnoliopsida; Solanales; Solanaceae
Source: RefSeq, a predicted model, not a curated record